AUGAACGUGUUGAGUAGAUCGGUGCAUGACUAUCAAUUUGGUAAUAAGAUCGGUGAAGGGUCAUACUCCACGGUUUAUUCUGCCAUUGACAUUCAUACCAAUAAGACAUUUGCCAUCAAAGUGCUUUCCAAGAAACAUAUCGUCAAGGAGAACAAGAUCAAGUAUGUGAACAUCGAGAAGCAGACUUUACAUCGGUUGGGUCAACAGCAUCCCGGGAUAGUUCAACUUUAUUAUACGUUUCAAGACGAGUCGUCAUUAUUCUUUGUGCUUGACUUCGCCGAGUACGGAGAGCUUUUAUCAAUUAUACGUAAAUAUGGGUCCCUAAGUGAACAAGUGACUAGGUUCUAUAUGUGCCAGUUAAUUGAUGCUGUACUGUUCAUUCAUCUGAAGGGAGUUAUCCAUAGAGAUUUGAAGCCCGAAAAUAUUUUGGUGGGGUACGAUUUCAAUCUUAAAAUCACCGAUUUUGGGGCCGCAAAGCUUCUUGACAUCGAUGAAGAACCUCAAUCAGAGAAUAUAGACUAUAGAGGAUUAGACGAACUCAAUGGGCCAGUUCCUUCAAAUGAUAGCAAUACUGCCAAUAAUAAUAAUAGACGGGGGUCUUUUGUGGGGACAGCAGAGUAUGUUUCACCUGAACUAUUAAGAGAUAAUGUUUGUGGAUUUGAAGCUGAUGUUUGGGCUUUAGGCUGCAUUUUAUAUCAAUUCUUUAAUGGGAUUCCACCUUUCAAAGGAGCUACAGAGUAUUUGACGUUUGAAAAGAUUGUUCAUGUCAAUUAUUCUUAUCGUCAAAAUUACCCUUUACCUCCGGGUGCGAUUGAAAUUAUAGAUAAGAUUCUUGUGGAUAAUAUAAGCAAGAGAUUAACCAUUGGACAAUUAAAAGAGAUGCCUUGGUUUCAAGGUAUUCCAUGGGAUAAUAAAGGGUACAUUUGGAAUCGUAAAGUUCCUCGGUUUGAACCGUACACCCCAACACCAAAUCAUAGUGGUGGAUCUCCAAUGGCACCAGCAGGAUUGAAAAAAGCAGUUAAUAAAUCUGCUAGUUAUCAAAAACUACAUGCACAAAUCCAAAAUUCUUCAGAUUAUAGUUUUAUUCCUGCUGUUGGAUCUGCUAAAAGAGCGUAUGCUCCUCCAACAAUUAUUAAAAAGAAUCCCCAAAUGACUAAUAAUAAUAAUAAUGUUAUGUCAAACAACUUUAAACCUUCAAUUCAACCUAUGCAUCAAUUUACACAGUCUCCUAAACAUAAGCUUGGACCUGAUCCUUUUAAUCAACAAAUGACCAACAACUGCAACAACAACGACAAUAAUCCUAGUAGUAAUAAAGAUCCUCCAAGUCCUCAAAAACCAGGUUCUAGGAAUAUAAGACAUAAAACGGUAUUUUCCAAUGUUAUACCACCACCAAACUUACAGAAAUCAUUACCUCCAAUUGACCAUUUGAGAAUAGAUAAUACUACUAAGCAAAGGAGUCCACAGGCUGCUAAGGCCUCAUCUUCAUCUCAAGUCUCCAAAGCACCUGCGUCUCAGGUCCCCAAAGCACCUGCGUCUCAGGUCCCCAAAGCACCUGCGUCUCAGGUCCCCAAAGCACCUGCGUCUCAGGUCCCCAAAGCACCUUCUGAGCUUCCCAAAGCACCUUCUUCUGCGAAGAAAUCAGUAGUAGCAGCAGCAGCUGCUGCUGGUGCUGUUCAACAUCCGUACCAACAACUUAAACAGAAUAGUUUUAUUCCAGUUAAAUCAGGCAUUUCAAAGAACAUUAAGCUUAAGGAGAUCUCAUCUUUGCUUGAUGCCAAUGAGAAGAUCUUGAAGAUGGACGUAAUAUUAAAGCUGGAUUUAAGUCAUAAGGUUGUGCAUCGGAAACCCAAUGAACCUUUAGGAGAUUCUUCCAUAGAAGCAAUUAUCAAGAAACAUAAGAGUGAGUUAAAAUCUCUGGCCAAACCAGUCAUUACUGUCAUCACGAACCAUGCCCGAGUACUUUUCAUUGAUUCAACUUUAUUGGUGAUGUUGAUAGAUUUAAAGGCCAACCAAGGAGCUGAUUAUCUGAUGUAUGAUUACGAAUUCGAGUCACUUAUGUUGAGUGAUGACGAAAAUGACCAGAGUGUCGAAGCCAACGGAUACUUAAUACUUGAGUUGAAUAAAGAAGGUGGAGAUUUGAUCUUCUUAAAGAGAAUUUUAUCUGAAACCAAGUUAAAGGAAACAAUUAUGGUCGUGGAUAAGAAUGGGAAAGAACUUGUUCUUGGAGGCAACAUUGGAUGGAUAGACUGUUUAUUACUAGCUAAAGAUAUCAUACAAAAGACUCCACAAGAGAAGCAGCAGUCCAAGAGCAACUCCACCAACAGUAACAACGUUGUACCCAAGCCCAAAACAACUACUACUACCACUACUACGACUAAAAAGACAUCUACAAACGAUGGGAAUACCAGAUCCAAGUCUCCACUGCUAAUGACACCUCGAAUGGCCCAAAAUAGCUCUAAUUCGAGCUCCAAUGGUCUGGGAUCAUCGUCAUCUAUGAGUAAGUUUGCCUAUGCCGCAGCAGCAGCAGCUCAUAAAUAUUAA
This is a messenger RNA of Lizanozyma spartinae, 2541 nucleotides long. It is a transcript of the gene PKH3, whose product is annotated as protein kinase. Lineage: Eukaryota; Fungi; Ascomycota; Pichiomycetes; Serinales; Debaryomycetaceae. Bases 1 to 2541 code for a protein of 846 amino acids. The transcript has a single exon. Gene Ontology annotation, biological process: intracellular signal transduction; peptidyl-serine phosphorylation. Gene Ontology annotation, molecular function: ATP binding; protein serine/threonine kinase activity. The record is from RefSeq and is a predicted model, not a curated record.